Molecule: messenger RNA, 1954 nt
Organism: Homarus americanus (American lobster)
Lineage: Eukaryota; Metazoa; Arthropoda; Malacostraca; Decapoda; Nephropidae
Exons: 2
Coding region: 83-544 (153 amino acids)
Source: RefSeq, a predicted model, not a curated record
UCAGUGUCUUAUAAAACGGAGGACUUGAGAGCGGGUUACCUCACUCAACUUGACGCAGGCGCAGGAACAACACACACCAACCAUGAUCUCCAUACAGGUGUUAGCGUGCGUGGUGAUGGUGAUGGGGAUGACUCAGGGAGCUUCACUGAGCAAUCCCAAGGCCAGUCUCUCUAUCAAGGACAAGCUGGCCCUCGACCUGCCUCUCAAAUACGUAUCGGAGAGCACCAAGGCCCCCACCAAGCUAGAACUCGUUAAGGUGUCGUUUCCCUCUACGACCACUACCACGACGACGACCACCCCAGAGCCCCAGAGAAACACAGAACGACCACAGUAUAUCGACGCCACCGUCUUCAGGCAUCAGUUCACCAGACCGAACACGGAGACAGAGCCCCCGCAGCCCCUGGUAGACGGGAGGUCCUUUGAUUACGAGGCUCACUUCAGGCUGUGGGACGACCUCAGCUCCUUCGCCGGGGAGAUGGGGCCUUUGGGGGGUGACCUACGCGGGGAGGAGUACAUCGUGGGGUUCAGGCCGCCAGGGUUCUAAAAAAUGUUGGAACGUAAACUUUUUUCUGAUAGUUUUAAGAAUCAUCUCUACCUCCCUCCCUCUUUCCCUCUCUCCCUCUCUCCUUCCCACCCUCUCUCCAUCCCUCCCCCCCCCACUAGGCGCUCUGUUAUUUUUUGAGCGCCUGACAGCUCUCAAACACCGGUGUUGUGACUGUCUAAUGGCUACCCCAAAGGCGCUUUAUUCUUAUGACCGCCGAACACAGCGAGCAGUGACAGUCUGAUAAGCCAGGUUGUGAUUGGUUGGAGUGCGUGACGUCACAUUUGUAAAUAGAUCAGCUUUUCCUACGACAAUAACAGAGAACACUAAUCAAACUUAACCUAAGCUAACCCAACCUAAUCUAACCUAAUCUAAUCUAACCUAACCUAAACUAACCUAACCUAACCAUCAGUCAAUUUUGUUAGCUCGAAGUACAAUCUGCAUGGGAAAAAUGACGUUAUUCUUUCCAGCCAAUCCGAGCAUGGCUGACGGGCGCUCUCUAGCCAAAACGACAUGUGUUCAUAGGUGUGUGUGUGUGUUAGUCUCACAGUAUUCUCUAGUUUAUUAAGAGGUCAUAACAGGGGUUCAAACUUCACAUACCCCCACACCCACACACACACCACCCACACACACCACACACACUCACCCACCCACACACACACCCACACACACACCCACACCCACACCCACCCACACACCCACACCCACCCACACACCCACACCCACACUACCACAUGAACUAUGACCCCUAUCCUCCCUCAUUAACUAACUCACGCUCUUAUAUGACAGAGAUUAACAAAAGACCCUCAGAAGACUCACAGCAUAAGUGCAAUAUAUACAAUGUGUGAUAUAGAUGCUGUAAGUCUCUCGUUAAAUUGUCUCUUUUACCUACUGUAUUAAACAACUACAGAAUUAUAUAAAGACAUGUGAAAGUAUAUAAUUAAAAUACAUAACUACGUAAAAAUACAGAAUGCAAAAUAAUUAAUCUGUUGUGUGAAGUGAUCUAUGUUGUGUAAUUCUGAUAUACAGGAUUAUGUAGGAAUAUUAUGUAAUUAAUGUAGGUUAUGUAAUUAAUCAGUUACGUCAUCGAGAAAUGUUAAAUUAGUUUUAAAUAAAAGUGAAUUUUUUUUACUAAUGAAGAAAAUGGGUUAAAUGUAAUUAAUUCUUUAUUGGAAGAAUUGAUUUUGUUAUUGGUUGUAUUACGUCAUUAUAAUGCCCAUGUGACCUGACAUGACCUGACCUUAAAUCAGUCUUUUUUAUAUAUAAUUAUGAAGGACAUGGAUAAGUAAAUGGUUUUAUUUUUGGAUUAAUUCAACUAUCAGAAAAUAGUGUGUGUGUGUGUGUGUGUGUGUGUGUGUGUGUGUGUGUGUGUGUGUGUGUGUGUGUGUGUGUGUGUCAUUCUCAUAUAUUUCG